Ustilago hordei is the source of this 1071-nucleotide messenger RNA. RefSeq lists its product as uncharacterized. Bases 1 to 1071 code for a protein of 356 amino acids. The transcript has a single exon. Gene Ontology annotation, molecular function: oxidoreductase activity, acting on NAD(P)H. The record is from RefSeq and is a predicted model, not a curated record. NCBI's taxonomy places the organism in Eukaryota, Fungi, Basidiomycota, Ustilaginomycetes, Ustilaginales, Ustilaginaceae.
AUGUCGCUCCCAACCUCGCACAAAGCCGCAGUAGUCCCAGAACCCGGCGCACAACACACCAUUACCGACCGUUCCCUCUCUCCCCUCGCCGCUGAUGAAAUCGCAGUCAAGAUCACAGCCACGGCCAUCAACCCAGUCGACUGGAAGAUGCGAGACUACCGAAUCUUUCUCACCGAAUACCCCGCUGUCCUUGGUUCUGAUGCAGCUGGAGAAGUUGUAGCUGUCGGAUCUUCCGUCAAAUCUCACUCUGUCGGCGAACGAGUCUUUUUCCAAGGUAUUCUCGGAAAAUACGAUCACUGCACUUACCAGCAGUACACCAAGGUCCCUGCUGCACUCGCAGCCAAGACUCCUCGCAAAGUAAACGAUGAACAAGCAUCCACCUUCUGGGUGGCCGGUAUGGCAGUCGCCACAGGUCUAUACCACAAGUCUGGUCUAGGACUUGCUGCUCCUUGGGACAAGAACGGUGAUCAGAUCGGAAAGGGAAAGACCGCCGUUAUUCUGGGUGGUUCUUCUAGUGUGGGACAGUACGCUAUUCAAAUGGCUAGACUUUCUGGCUUCGACCACAUCGUUACUUCCUCCAGCCCUUCGCACUUUGACUUCCUCAAAUCCCUCGGUGCAACCGAAGUAUUGGACCGCAGCGAAGCAACCACUGCAGACAAAUUCGUCGCCUCCCUUCCCAAAGAUUCCAAAGUCGAAUGGGUAUACGACACUAUCUCUUCCGCUCAAACCCAAUCCCUCGCCGUUGGCAUCCUCCAACACUUGCAGGGUGGAAAAGUGAUCGUGGUCAUGCCAGCUGACGAAAAAGCAGUCAAACUUUCCGAUGAAGAAGGCAAACCAGAGGUCACCGUUGUUAGCAUCCUCGGUCUUGGCUCUCACCCAGAGUAUCGCUACGUGAGUGAGCCUUUGGCUGCUCAUUUGGGUGGUGAAGAAGGAUAUGUGGCUCAAGGAAAGAUCGUUCUGAACAGACCCGAAGUUGUUGAAGGAGGUCUGGAGAAGGUCGAGGAAGCACUCAAGAGGAAUAAGGAGGGCGUUUCUGGUGUUAAGGUAGUCAUUCGUCCCAAUGGUCCUUGA